UCGCAUGCUUUCUAAAUAUUUCCAUAACUUGCAUAUUCAGAUAUUUAUCCAAACAUAAUUGCUAUGGGCUUUCCUGCGGAGAGGCUUGAAGGGGUGUACCGGAACAACAUUGAUGAUGUAGUAAGGUUUUUGGAUUCAAAGCAUAAAAACCAUUACAAGAUAUACAAUCUAUGUGCUGAAAGACAUUAUGACACCGCCAAAUUUAACUGCAGAGGUUCUGAUGAACUCCUUCUCCCUGCAGUUGCACAGUACCCUUUUGAAGACCAUAACCCACCACAGCUGGAGCUCAUCAAACCUUUUUGUGAAGAUCUUGACCAGUGGCUAAGUGAAGAUGACAAUCAUGUGGCAGCAAUCCACUGUAAAGCUGGAAAGGGACGAACUGGUGUAAUGAUUUGUGCAUAUUUGUUGCAUCGAGGGAAGUUUUUAAGGGCCCAAGAAGCCCUCGAUUUCUAUGGGGAAGUAAGGACCAGAGACAAGAAGGGAGUGACAAUUCCCAGUCAGAGACGCUACGUGUACUACUAUAGCUACCUGUUAAAGAAUCACCUGGAUUAUAGACCAGUGGCACUGCUGUUCCACAAGAUGAUGUUUGAAACAAUUCCCAUGUUCAGCAGCGGAACUUGCAAUCCUCAGUUUGUGGUGUACCAGCUCAAGGUAAAGAUAUUCACCUCCCCUUCAGGACCCUCACGACGUGAAGACAAGUACAUGUACUUUGAAUUCCCUCAACCUUUGCCGGUAUGCGGUGAUAUCAAAGUGGAAUUUUUCCACAAACAGAACAAGAUGUUGAAAAAGGACAAAAUGUUUCACUUUUGGGUAAAUACAUUCUUCAUAGGACUGGAUGAAAAUUCAGACAAAGUAGAAAAUGGAAGUCUAGUUGCAGAUCAGGAACUUGAUGGUAUUUUCAGUACAGAGCGCUCAGAUAAUGAUAAGGAAUAUUUAAUCCUUACAUUAACAAAAAACGAUCUAGACAAAGCAAAUAAAGAUAAAGCCAACAGAUAUUUCUCUCCAAACUUCAAGGUGAAGCUAUUUUUCACAAAAACAGUAGAAGAGCCAUCAAACCCAGAGGCUAGCAGUUCAACUUCUGUAACACCAGAUGUUAGUGACAAUGAACCUGAUCAUUAUAGAUACUCUGACACCACUGACUCUGAUCCAGAGAAUGAACCUUUUGAUGAAGAUCAGCAUACGCAGAUUACAAAAGUCUGAAUAUUUUUUUUAUCAGAGAUAAAAAAAAAACAUACAAAAAAACCAACCAUGAAGACAGACAAACUUGAAUAAACUGAAAAAAAAGAAAAGGACCUUUCUAAAUGGCAAAAGGACAUAGUGUCAGAUUACCAAUUAUAGGAACAAUUCUUUCCUGACCAAUCUUGUUUUGCCCUAUAAAUCUACAGGGUUUGACACUUGUCCAGUCGGGGGGGUAAAAGAAAGGUUACGUAGCUCUUAUGUAUAUACCUUUUUGUGUCAAAGGACAUUAAAACUUCAAUUAGGAACUAUAAACAUGGCACUUUCCCAUUUUAUUCCAGUUUUAUAAAAGUGGAGACAGACCUAAUGUGUAUGCGUAGGAAUUUUUCCUUUUGUGUUCUGUCACCAAACGAAGUUUCAAAAACCGAAAAAAAAAAAAAAAAAAUAUUUACAGGUUCACAUCCUGCCCCUUUUUUUUGCACUUGUGUGGCAACAGAAAAGUCUGCAGUUGGCUAAGAGAUGUUUCUAGAAGGUUUUUCCUACAUUGUAAUGCAUGUUUUUUGGAUGGGGGCUGGAAGGUGAUGCUCGGAAAGGAGCGUGGCCUGUGUACCAUAUCCGGCUGUUCCAUGCACCUUUCCUCAGCAUGCUGCCCUAAUUCAUCCGGGACAAUGGGUGAGGAGUCGCCGCUGUCACUGCUUGUUGUUUGUGCAUUUUUCAUUUUUUUUAAGUGUAAUGGUGCUAGAAAAGGCAGCUAGAGGGAGUGAUUCUGUCUAGGGGUACAGGAAUGAACCUUCACGACACCCACGAGACCUGCGCAAUGAAGGGAGACCAGGAAUUGGGGUCACGAGAAACAAAACAAAAAUAAAAAACAAAAGGAAACACAGCAACAAUGACUUAACCAUACAAAUGUGGAGGCUAUCAACUAAAGUAAGAGCUUGAAACAAAUGGUUACAAAAUUUGACAAUGAUUUAUUGGGAUUUUUUUCUGAAUUGUAAUGGCUGCUCCAUCUCCUGUGUAAUCGAGGCCAGUGCUAAAAGUCAGAUGCUCUUAGUGCAAAAACAUCAGUCAACAUCUUACAUUUAUAUUAGUAGUUUUUCAAUCAUAUUCCUGCUGUGAAUACUUCAUGUGCUGCCUUGCAAGCUUUUUGGGUUUGUUUUUUUUUUUUUCCCCUCUCUCAUGAAUAUAAAAAGAUUUUGUAAUGGUGCACAGGAAAUGUCAUUGGAGAUUCUCCAGGUUAGUGUUUGUUUGGAAGAUUUCUGAUGCAUUUAUUCAAUCAAACCUCUGUCAGCCGUUCCACCCCUUUGACCCUACACAUUCUAUUACAAUGAGUUUUGCAGUUUUGCACACUUUUUUUUUUAAAAAAAAAAAAAUGUCAUUAACUGUUAGGGAAUUUUACUUGAAUACUCAUUACCUGCAAUGUUUUAAAAACGGACAUUACACACCAGAGACAGGAAAAACCAGUGUUGCAGUAAAUUCUCAACGCUGUAAAUGAAGAUUAAAAAGCAGAAAUGCAUUAUACAAAAAACAUUAAAAAAAAAAUAGAAAAAACAACCCCUUAAACCACCCAACAAAUUGUUUUCCUAAACCAAGUGGCAGUGUUGGAUUAUUUGUUCCUAGGGACACAGGUAGGGCUCAAAGUUGGCUUCUGGUGGACGAUUGUCAUGCCCAGCCUGAGGUGACUCAGGAGUCCAGCUGCUGGUGCAUCCAGAUGUGAAGUCACUGCCAAAACAGGUCCCUCUAAGUGGGCCAUGAACAGCUGACCCCAAAUUGAUGCUUUUUUUUUUAGGAUUUAGUACACACAUCCCCCCACUUAAUUAACUUUUUGGUGCUGACAUGGAAGUUCAUGAGCUGUGUUCUCAGCCAGAAUUAUGAAUGGGAUCUGUCAGAGCCCUGUACAGCAGCAUUAAUGGUUGGAAUUUGAACCACACAAGGCAGGACUUCCACUAAUUACAAUUGGUAAACCAAGGUGUAAAGGGCUUUAAUUUUUAUUUUUUUUUUUUUCUUAUCUGGUUUCUGUUGGUCAAUUCUGCUCCUCAGAUUCAUGAUUCUAACAAAGCUGGUAAUAUGUUCUGACUUACAGGUUUAAUUAGACUUUAAUGGAUCAAGGUUCAGUGCUCAUUGUGACGAGCAAGAGGUGGUUUUCCCUUGGGAACAGGAAUUUUAACUCUUACCCUUCCAAUCGUGUUUCACCCUGUCUGGUUUAUAACAGUUGAAAGUUGUGUUGGCUUAAUAAACCAAACUGUUCUUGCUUGGAUAGUAUUGGGAUCUUGGCACUGCUGCGUGUCCCACUUUGGAUAAUCAGGAUUGGAUGGUGCAGUUCCAGUCGGUGACGCCGGAUCGGGAAUCAGGACGCAAGGAUGGGCUUUUGCACUGUUAUUUUUCCUUUGGAAUGUGAAGGUUGGAAUGAGGGUUUUGAAUUUUUUGGUUUUAUUUUUUAAUUUUUUUUUUUUUAUAUAAUUUUUUUGGAUUUUUUUUUUUUUUUAAUGUUUCGACGUCUUUGAAAAGCCUUGCUUACAUUUUAUGGUGUAGUCAUUGGAUAUGGAAAAAUGGCAUUAUAUAUAUAUAUUAUAUAUAUAAAUAUAUAUUAUACAUACUCUCCUAUACUUUAUUUCAGUUACCACCCCCAUAGAAGUUGACAAGAAUUGCUAUGACUGAAAGGUUUUUGAGUCCUUAUUAAAACUUUAUUUAUGACAGUAUUCAUAAUUAGCUUGAGCUGCAUUCUGUAGGUAAUCUUUCCUCGAGUUUCCGGACUGUACGCUUCAGCCUGUUGGGAUAUGCAAGAGCUUACAUGUCUGAAACUACUUGAAGGCAUCACUUUGGUAAGAGCUUAACUGUAAGGCCCUGAAGCAUCCCCUGGGCUUGGGCAGCCCCAGUGAAAAUCUUUGCCACAGCUGCUCCUCCAGGGCAGCUGUGCAAAUACAGCCUCCAGAUUCCUCCCCCGGGGCACACAUUGUAAACUGGAGUGGAGUUUACAUGCAGCAUCAAAAUCAGCUUUCCAAAUUAAAAACAAAAACCAACAAACCCUUCAAAUAAUCCAAAAAGAGGAUGCUGGUGUGCAAGUUCCAUGUUUAGUCCUAGCAAGUGUGUGCAAUAUGUUAACGAUGCCUGUGGUUGCCACGAAGUGCCUCGUUUACCUUCUCAAUACUGUUGGAAAGUGUCGUGCAUGCAGAUGGAUGGGGUGGGACUGUGCACUAAAAGGGGCUCCAACUGCAGCGUUUUGGCAGAGCUGCCUUUCUCUGCCAGUUCAAAUUUCCAGUCUGUUUUCAUAUAGCAUAUAUAUAUAUAGAUACUAAAAGAAAAAAAAAAAAAUCAGUCUGUUAAGCAGCCUUACUCUGAUUCAGCCUCUUCAAAUACUAUUGUGCUGUGCAACAGUGGCUCUGUGUGUAACUGAGAAUACACAAAAACCAAGUAUGACAUGUACAGGAUAAUGCCUCAUACAAAUCAGAUGUCCGUUUGUUAUUGUGUUUAACAACCCUUUAUCUCUUAGUGUUAAAACUCCACUUAAAACUGAUUAAAGUCUCAUUCUUGUCA
This is a messenger RNA of Parus major (Great Tit), 4707 nucleotides long. RefSeq names its product phosphatase and tensin homolog (gene PTEN). The coding region runs from base 64 to 1200 and encodes 378 amino acids. The record is from RefSeq and is a predicted model, not a curated record. Gene Ontology annotation, molecular function: inositol-1,3,4,5-tetrakisphosphate 3-phosphatase activity; protein tyrosine phosphatase activity; phosphatidylinositol-3,4-bisphosphate 3-phosphatase activity. The transcript is spliced from 8 exons. NCBI's taxonomy places the organism in Eukaryota, Metazoa, Chordata, Aves, Passeriformes, Paridae. Gene Ontology annotation, cellular component: plasma membrane; nucleus; cell projection. Gene Ontology annotation, biological process: negative regulation of cell population proliferation; protein dephosphorylation; phosphatidylinositol 3-kinase/protein kinase B signal transduction.